AAUUGUUUCGAUCUCAAGCUUAGAUUGCAAUGGUAGCAUGUAAAGAAACACAUGAGAAUAUCCAACGUAAGAGUGGUUAUUUGAUAUACACGAAGUAUGGAUUAUUUUAGUGAAGAAAACUUUGUAGGAACUAUCAUUGACAAUUUUAUUUGAUAUUUUUGGUAAAUUCUAGACAAAGAGACGCUGAAUAUAUGUACAACGGCUUCAGACGUUGUUAUCAGUGGAUUUUGAAUUGAUCAAACUGGGCCGAUCAAAUUGUUUUGAACGGAAGUUACAGACAACCUUUUGUCGCCUGCAAGUGAAUUGAUUUUUUGUAGAAUGGAAGGUGGAAUCGAAAAAGACUGCACAGCGCUUGGUGGUUUGUUUCAAACCAUCAUAAGUGAUAUGAGGGCCAGCUCUGUGGUUUGGGAAGACUUCACCAGUAAAGCAGCCAAACUUCACACAUCUCUCAAAGCUACGCUGGCUGCUAUAGGAGGAUUUCUAGAAGCUUUUCAGAAAGUUGCUGACAUGGCAACAGGGUCAAGAGGUGCUACUCGAGAUAUUGGUUCUGCUCUGACAAGACUUUGUAUGAGACACAAAAGUAUAGAGUCCAAAUUAAAGGCAUUAACAGGGUCUAUUAUUGAUAAUCUAGUCACUCCCGUACAGGAACAUAGUGAGGAAUGGAAGAAAACAGUAGCACAGCUAGACAAGGAGCAUGCCAAAGAAUAUAAAAAAGCUCGUCAGGAGAUCAAAAAAGCAGCUUCAGACACCAUGAGACUUCAGAAGAAGGUCAAGAAAGGUAAAAAUGAGAUGCAGUUGAAGUUAGACAAUGCUAUGGAGGACGUGAACAAUAAAUACCAGGCUCUGGAGACAGCUGAGAAGAACGCCGUACGGACAGCUCUGAUUGAGGAGCGCAGUCGAUUCUGUUUCUUCAUCAGCUACCUUAGGCCAUUUGUUGACCACGAGGUGGGCCUGCUAACGGAGGUCACUCACCUACAGGAGAUAAUGGACCACCUGUGUAUGCAGUGUAAUGACCCCCACACCCUCCCCCCAGCCAGCGAGCAGGUCAUCAUGGAUCUGAAGGGAUUCGAUACCAACAGUGUGUGGAACUUCUCUCAACAUUCACCCCCGAGCUCUCCGAGUUCUAUAGGAUCGCGUAAAUCCAGCAUGUGCAGCAUCAAUAGUAUUACCUCCUCUUCCAGCGGUUCCUUAAAAUCACACUCCCCCAGUCACCUAAAUCAUCUCAGAAACUCCGCUCAGACAUUACCAAUGGGUACAGCACGAUUAACGAGCGUUUCUUCCCAGGACUCCGGAUUUACGUCACAAGAUACCCUGUUUCUGCGACCUGCUACUCCCACGUCAUUAAAAAUUCGCCAAAAGGAUGCUGAUCAGAUCAGUACAGAUAAUGCGGACGCUGACUCCCAGGCCUCCACCCCCUCUGACAACACCCCCUCUGCCAGCUCCACCUGGACCAACUGGCCAAACCCACCCAACCCCAACACAAAAGCAGAUGACAACCGACCACAUACAAUAUCGUCUGCUUACGAAAAGACACACAAUAGGCCAGCCUUAUCAGCCAAUCUGUUUGAGCCGCCUUCAGAAAUGGCUGAGGAGGAAGAUGUUCAGAUGAGAAACAAGAAGAAAGAGAGGUCUAAUUCCUCGUCCAGUACGGGGUCAGGACAGUACGCCAGACCACAGUCCGCGACCAUUAAUAAGAUGCAACCAGUACUCCCACCUCUGGCUCCAAAACCAAAGUCUAAGGCAGUCCCGCCUCCAAAAGUCCCAACAUUAGGAGAAGCCCCAGCAUAUGUUAACAUGAGUGACCUAGCAAACAUGGCUGCUAACAAGAGGAGAGAAUCCAGCACAGAUGUAAGCCCACAAUCUACCGAGCUCCCUAUGGACCUGGUGGAAGCAAUCCAACAGUUAGAUAACGCUACCGCUGCCUUAAACAGCGAGUAUGAACAAGAGGAAGAAAAACACAAAGCCAAGAUGAAGAGGAACACGAUAGAGCUGGCCAGAGCCAUUCAGGAGCUGGAGGUUAGUACAGCUGCACUCGAGUCGACAUAUGAAGGGGACAGCAGCACCAGUCAACACUCGCUGCAGUGCUCCAGUGGUUACGGUACGAUGAACAACACUCCCGCCAACUCACAGGACACCAUAGCCAUGGGAGGAAGUCUUAAACGACGUAAUGUACAGACUAUCAGCAUGUCGCCUGACUCUAAAAAGUCCUAUUUUGAUCAUAAUACAACAGAAUGCAUAUCUGGCAAUGAAAAAUAUUUCACCAUCCCUCGUAAUUCAGAAAUAGGGAAUAUGUUCAGAGCUGAAAUGCAGGCUAAGAGACCGGCCUCCACUGCAGGUAUCCCCGUGUCGAGACAAACAGGUGCCCCCAUUACAAGGAGGAGUUCAAUGAACACCCCUAAACCACCCCCUCCAGUGAGACGAUCCUCCUCAAUAACCACAACCAACCCCCAUACUCUACAAAAACUCAGAAACACGCCUCCAAGGCAGCUCCAGCAGCCCUCCCAGGGCCAGGAGCAGGACCCUCACCGUACCUCACAUCAUCGCCGUAGUAACAGUUCAGGGGGAGAACCAGCCUAUGCUGAAUUACAGACAAUUCAAAUGAGUAUUCACGCUAGGCAACAGUUACACUAUAAUCAGCCAGAGGCAAGUCCCUACGCUUCAGUGGACACUCAGCACAUUGCUUAUUCAGCCCCUCCUACUCCCUCUCAACAAGGGAACAGGUCCAUGCCACCUAGUGGACAUUACCAGCCCCAUGCUAAUCAGGCACAAUUAAUGCAGAAGCUGAAUGCCCAGUUCUCAGCAUUGAAUGCUGCAUAUCAUCAAGAGGAUGACAGCCUUCCCCCACCCCCACCAGAACUAGUCCAGCUUGACCCCGACCUGCCUCCCCCGCCCUCAGCCGCUGAGCUGGAGGAGAUGGAAAAGGUAUACAGUACCCCUGCGGUACAGCGUCCGCCCCCCGUGAACCCCAAACCUGUACAUCAGGGAGCAGACCCCAGCAGUCUGAGGGCUUCUCUUGUGUCAGAACUGCGAGGACUACGUAAAAUGUCCAGUAGUGAAAAUGGUUCAGAGUGUUAGCAGAUGAUCAGGAGUGAUUCGUAUAUGAUGAUAUUUGCUGUCAGAGAAUCUGACAGUUUGUAGUAUUUCUUACUGUACAUGUAAACUUCACAGGUACUAAACUUAUAUUUUAUGUUCAUCGCUGCUGCAUGUACAUUUGCUACUGUGUAUUUUUUGAAUAAUUUUGUUUUAAAUAUUAUUCAUGGUUUUAAUUUAUUUUCACUUUAAAGUACUUUCCAACUGUAAAGAAGUCAUUGUGAUAUGAAGGCAAUUAUCCUUGUUUUUCAUUCCUGUACAUACAUAUGUUUAUUUCUGUAAAUUGUGGUGCAAUCACUGUCACUUUUGGUCACAGCUUCAAUGCAGUUGGUUUGCAUAAUAAAGUUGGAUCUGAUUUUAAAGUUGCCUACAGUUUAGUUAAUAUCAGUCUUUUAUCUUUUAGAAUCUAAAAAUUUCAUGUGUGAUACAGCCAAUAAAACUUCUGUGCACAAAUCAUUGAAUUUACUACAGAAUUAAGUAUUUUUUAUGUUGUGUAAAAUAGGACCUGCAGUCCUUUGCACUAGGAAAGCUGUGUUUUUGUUUUAAGUUCUUGUGUGCCAACAACUGUUGAUACAGUGUUUAAAGACCAUUUCAUAUACAUUCAUUGAUCUUCCAGUUCAAUAUUUGUCAAGUGUAAAUCAUAAAUCAGGGAGAAAAUGUCAUUGCUAUAUAGUAAGGUGUAACAGUGUAAUGUGAGCAUUAAUUGUAAACUUGAGUUCUGUGUGUGUUAUGUUUGAUUUGUGAAUCAUCUCAUCCAGUAUCAUUUGAUUGGUGGAUCAUUCUAUUCAGUAUUGUGAUUGGUGAAACAUUUCAUUCAAUUAUGUACAAAUUCACAUUCAUUUCAAUCAUUGGUCACUUUUUGCCAUUGUUCAAUGAUGCAUAGUGCAAUUUUUCAUGUAGUGCAAGUUUUUUUUUUCUAGUAUUAAUUUUACUGUAUGCUGCUAUUGUUAAUACUUUUAAUGUCAUUUGUAUUCAAAACACAAACAGCUUUACUUGAUCAGUAAGGGUUAUAUGCACUACAUCUACUAUUAUUUAUUUAUUUUUUACCAACUCGCCCCUUUAUUCUGUAUUAUUCAAAUCAAGAGAAGAAAAUGAAAUCAAAAUUUUGAUUCAACACUGAAAGAGAUUAAUGUCUAAUUUUAAAUAUAUAUCAUUUUUCUUUUGAAAUGGAUAUUUUCUACACACAUUGUAUAAUUUUAACUACACUGACUACAAAGCAAUAAUUUUUCAAGUCCUUAAUCCAGAAGCAGCAAUACAAUUGUUGACUAAUCAGAAUAAAGCUUGUAUAUUUUUAUAAUCGGUUCUAACAAGUCUGUGUUUUAAAACCAGUGGAACUGUAUAUUGCCGGUAGUUUGUGACGUACUGUUGUUAGUAAAUGUAUUACUAGCCAAAGGUAGGACAGUUUAUGAAAUGUUGUGCAUAUAACAUGCUGGAAAUAAAACAAACGUGUUAUGAA
Molecule: messenger RNA, 4546 nt
Organism: Saccostrea cuccullata (small rock oyster)
Lineage: Eukaryota; Metazoa; Mollusca; Bivalvia; Ostreida; Ostreidae
Product: protein MTSS 2-like
Exons: 17
Coding region: 319-3075 (918 amino acids)
Biological process (GO): plasma membrane organization; cell projection assembly
Cellular component (GO): cytoplasmic side of plasma membrane; actin cytoskeleton
Molecular function (GO): actin binding; phospholipid binding
Source: RefSeq, a predicted model, not a curated record